Molecule: messenger RNA, 1169 nt
Organism: Polistes dominula (European paper wasp)
Lineage: Eukaryota; Metazoa; Arthropoda; Insecta; Hymenoptera; Vespidae
Gene: cyc
Product: basic helix-loop-helix ARNT-like protein cyc
Biological process (GO): regulation of DNA-templated transcription
Cellular component (GO): transcription regulator complex; cytoplasm; nucleus
Molecular function (GO): DNA-binding transcription factor activity; protein dimerization activity
Source: RefSeq, a predicted model, not a curated record
AUGGAUCAGCAGCAGCAGCAGCAGCAGCUGAAUAUAAUAGUGCCAGCAGUAACAACUAGCAUUGUUCGUAGAAAAGUGGUUAGAGGCGAUAAAAGUUCCUGUUCUACGGUCUAUUUUGGCGAGAUAGGCUCGGUCUCGGGGGUGGGAGAUUUGACGGGGGUCGGGACUGAGAGUGCCGACGAGAUUACCCCAACUCCAACCCCCGGCAACGGUAACGGUACUGGUAACAACGUAAUCACCCCUAGAAUACCGAACGGCACCAUAAUAAAAACAACAACUAGCACCACUACAAGCAUUACUAUAACUACAACUACAACCUUUGACAAUACUAUUUCUACUACCGAUAGUAAUAUUUCGGAAGAAGAUAUCGUUGGUACGACAACUGUUAAUACAACAAUCACAUCUACGAAAAAUAAUAAUAACAGCAACAACAACCACAACAAUAUCAAUAACAACAACAACAACAACAACGACAAGGGCAGUAUCGCAACUAGCACCACUACAACUGGCACAGAUACAACCCCGCAAGUUGCAACGGGGGCUGAACUGCCCCGGCACAUGGAGACAUCCCCGACGAUGGUUCCAGACCAGGCACCCGCCACCGGACAUCAUUAUCAUAAUCAUUAUCACCAUCAUCAUCAUCAUCAUCGUGGAUCAUCAAACAGCAGCCCCACUCGUAAUACCUCCAAUAAUUGUCAACCUAGUAGCACUGACACAUCUGAGGAUUUUAUUCCUGUUUCUAAGAAGAGAAAACUUUCUUGUCACGAUGGAAGCGACUUGUUGGAUGAUAUUGGGGAUGAUGCUAAAUCAGUACGCACAAACGAUGAUAGUAAAAAGCAAAACCAUAGUGAAAUAGAAAAACGAAGAAGAGACAAGAUGAAUACAUACAUCACAGAACUGUCAGCUAUGGUGCCAAUGUGUCACGCUAUGUCAAGGAAAUUAGACAAGUUGACUGUAUUACGAAUGGCUGUUCAACAUUUAAAAACAAUCCUGGGUGCUGUUACCUCAUAUACUGAGGGUCAUUACAAGCCAGCAUUUCUCAGUGAUCAAGAACACAAAACAUUAAUACUUCAAACUAUAAUUCUCAUAGAUCAUCGGCAAUGGCAAUGAUGAUAAUUCUAUGAACGAUUUGAUGAAUCAGCAAGGAGACUUAUCUAUUUGAAAAAUAU